CCAAAGCGUGCAGCGCGUGCACCGAUGACGCACCCAGAUUGGAACAAGAUUCGCUGAAGGUCGGACGGCGGAUCCGAGGUUCCGUUCCACGGACGCCCCGGGCAGCAGAUCCGCAGCGGUAGUCGAGAAGCAGACCCCCCGCGUGCUUUCUCCGAGACCGCAAAGCCGGACAUUCCUGCCGCCGGGUCCUCGCGCAAGACCAAGCAAGAAGCGUCGUAACGCGCAAAUUCUCCCCCAGGCCCGACCAUGCAGAACCAGGUGGGCGCCCAGCAGGGCGGAGCAACGCCUGCGGGCUCGCCUACGCCUUCGCCCGGAAACGUGUCGUUCGGCCGCUCCCCUUCCACCACUGUCAUCGUGAACCUGAGCCGGGAGAAGUUGAACCGGGGCGGGGCCCGGCCGAUCUUUCCGUCGGUCAGCGCGCUGCCGGCGCUGCAGAACAUGCAGCGCAUGCAGCAGGGCAUGCUCGGCAUGGGGCAGCAGCAGCAGCAGCAGCCGAACCUAGCCCAGCUGCAGCAGGCCGCUCUGCUUCAGCAGGCCGGCGGUCUCGGCGGGCAGCAGGGUUCCCUGGGCGCCUUGCUUUCGGGUUUGCAGGGAUCGCUGGGUGGCCUACAGGGUUUACAAGGGCUCCAGCAACCCAUGAGCGGCAUGCAACAGAGCUCACCUACUCUCAUGGGACAAGCCACGAUAGGAAUGCCUCCCGGAAACAUGUCCCUCGGCCUCAAUCUCGGCAUGGGAAUGCAACAGGGGCAGCAGCAACAGCAGCAGCAGUACAACAACCUCCUGGCGCAGCAACAGGCAGCCGCCAACCUGCUGGGAAAUCAGCGGUCCAGUUUGCUGGGCGGGCAGCAGUCCAACGUGCUCGGUCAGCAGUCCAGCUUGCUGGCCGCUCUGCAGAAUCAGCAGCAGAACCGCAUGCUGGCACAGCAGGGCUCGGGCCAGCUGCUGGGCAUGGGUCAGCUGGGCGGUUCCAGCCAGAUGGGAAUGAUGAACACGCUUACCGGAUCGGUUUCGUCCAACCCGCAAUUGGGACUGCUCAGCGCCAGCCUCAUGUCCAACAGCCCUCAAAUUUCGCAGCAAAAGUCACAGGGCACCUUCAACGCUCUCAUGCCGGCGUCCCGCGCGUCGAAGCCCUUGCUCCAGGCCAUGGAGACCCUGCAGGGUGGCGCGCCGGGCCUCCAGGGCAUUUCGGGUCCGCCCGCGCUAGCCGGCACGCCGGCGCCCAUCGUCAUGUCGCAGCCCAUCACCAACGCCGGGCUGGCCCCGCAGAUGCAGCACCUGCUGCUCAAGGGCCUGCCCGGUUACACCUCCACCCUGGUCCUCAUCCUGGUGCCCCAAGAUUAGCGAAGCGAUCCGCCGUCCGCCGCGCGCUAACCCCACCUUCCUGCAGAACCAGCGGCAAUAAAUUCUCGCUCGAAGUUUCCGCGA
Molecule: messenger RNA, 1425 nt
Organism: Dermacentor andersoni
Lineage: Eukaryota; Metazoa; Arthropoda; Arachnida; Ixodida; Ixodidae
Source: RefSeq, a predicted model, not a curated record